GUUGAAACUUAUACCAGCGCAGCUUGCCCAGCGUGAAACAUCGAGCUGCAGAAAUUGUGUCUUCAAUCAAGCUGAAGAAAUAGUGUGUUUAAAAAUGUCGUUUUGGGUGAUUUUGUUUGCUGCAAUUACAAGUGCAGAUGGAUACUGGUUGGAUCCAAAUCCACCGGAGAUCGUGUUGAUGCACAUCCGGUCUGAGAUCCAGUUCAGGUUCGCCACGACCCUAGUGACGAGCGUUGUCCGUAACCAUGCCAACCACACCCAAGACUCAACCUUUCAGGUCACACUGCCGGAGGAAGCCUUCAUAUCGAACUUUACUCUUGAGAUAGACGGGGUAGUGUACCCGGGCUUGGUCAAAGACAAGGAUGAGGCGCGGCGAGAUUACGAGCGAGCCAAGAAAAAGGGCCAGAGUACGGGCCUCCUCAGUCAGAAGCCACGAGACACCAAAAACUUCAAGGUUGAGAUCUCUAUUGCCAAGGAGAGCACUGUGACCUUCAAUUUGACCUACAUUGAGCUGCUUAAGAGGACGAGAGGCUUUUAUGAGCACCGGAUGUUCAUUAAACCUGGUCAACCCGUCGGCAAUUUCCAGAUCGAUGUAGCUAUUGUUGAGUCACGUGACAUAACCUACCUUCAUGUGCCACCUCUAAAAGAAUUCGCCGAACUACUUACAAACGAAAUUGCAGAGGAUGUUCCCCUGAGCGAGCCUAACGCAGAGAUUGUGCGACCAGACGACAGGAGCGCGUUCAUCACGUUCGUACCUGAAGCUGACCAAUGGGAAGAAGGGCUGCUCGGAAAGUUUGUUGUCCAGUAUGACGUUGAGAGAGGAAUGGACGGUGGAGACGUGCUGGUUGUGAAUGGUUACUUCGUCCACUUUCUUGCCCCAGAUCUCGGGGAUCCCCUUCCCACUGAUGUCUUGUUUAUCGUGGACGUCAGCGGCUCCAUGAGUGGUAAGAAGAUCAAGCAAUGCAGGGAAUCGUUGUUAUCAAUGUUAGACCAGUUGCGGAAGGGUGACCGCUUCAACAUCAUCAAGUUCAAUGAUAACAUUAAUACAUACAACAAAGACAUGGUGGACGUUGACGAUGACUCCGUACAGUCCGCCAAGACAUGGGUGAAGAAAAACAUCAAUGCUUUGGGAGGUACAAAUAUCAAUUCAGCGGUGUUAAAGGGUAUCGACACACUCCUUACGCACGCCAGGAAUGAAAGCCGGGCACCGCUUAUUCUGUUCAUGACGGAUGGAGAACCAACAAGCGGAGUCGCUAACGGCGACAAAAUCCUUACAAACAUUCAGGACGCAAACGAAGGCAGCGUGCCCAUAUUCACGCUGGGGUAUGGAAGAGGUGCAGAUUUCGGGCUCUUGAAAAAGAUGGCGGGCCAAAAUCAGGGCGUCGCGCGCAAAAUUUAUGAGGACUCGGACGCUGCGUUACAGAUUGCUGGAUUUUACGACGAGGUAUCGGCGACGUUGUUGAAUGAUGUCGAAAUCAAAUACCUUGGUGAUGGUGUAGACGACGAAUCACUCACGCGAAACGGUUUCCGGAACUACUUUCUGGGCUCCGAGAUAGUUGUCGCAGGGAAGCUGGAAGAUGGUGCCCCGCCUACUCUUAACCUUGAAAUCACAGGAGACGGCCCCACCGGAAAUAUUAUUUUGGUCGACUCGGGAUUGACAGUGAACUCGUUGCCUAAGAAUGACCUGAUAUCCGUGUCCGACCUGGAGGGUAUGACAGAGAAGCUGUGGGCGUACCUGAGUAUCAAGCAGCUUCUACUGCAGGUGGACAGUGCGAACUCCUCCAUGGCACUCGACCUCAAAGACAAGGCCAAGCAGUUAGCACUAAAGUACGGGUUUGUGACGUCACUUACAUCAAUGGUUGUGGUAAAACCUGACGUCAUCGAUGACAGACCUACUACAACCCCAGAACCAACGACGACGACAACCCGAAGAUAUAGAAAAUACAGCGGCGGUGGCGGUGGUGGUGGUGGCGGUUACGGAGGGGGAGGAGGAGGAGACCCCCACUUCAUGAUCCGAGUGCCGGAAGUAGACCACCCGCUGUGUUUUGACAUUCAUGGCAACAAUGGAGACAUUCAAAACCUUGUCACCGAUCCUAGACAUGGCAUAACAAUCAAAUCCCAACUGAAGGAAACAACUUACAAGAAUAUCCAUGGAGAAAACAAGAUUUUCAUUGGUCAGAUAUCGGUGCAGACUAAGCACCAUGUGAUUGUCUUCACUCCGGAAGCCAUUUUCUUCGACGACAAGGUGUAUACAUGGGAUGAGGAGCGAACUCGACAAUUUGGCGGCCAUGAACUGGUGAUGGUGAAGUUUGGGCGGGAAUAUUCCAUCCGCUUCCGGUUCGGAGCGGAAUUCCUCAUCAAGCGCCAUACGGGCAUUGCCGGGGUGGCCUUCCUCAACGUCUAUGUGAAGAAUGAAGAAGGAUUUAGUCCCCAGACCACUGGACUUAUUGGUCAGUUUGUGAACGGACAGAAACGAAUAAUAUACAAAAAGGAUAGUUACCAACUUGUAUCUGGCAAACAUAUGGGAAAGUUCCAGGUGCGCGAAGGACCGCGUUUCCUAGCAACACAGCUCUCCGCACCCGUCACCGGGAAACUCCGUCUUAUUGUGAAGGCAAAUCUCAUUGAACGGUCGGAGGUCGUUUCCGAGGGAUCGGAACAAUGCUGGAUGGUUCACAGGGAGUUUGAAUCUGCUCUGAUUGGUGAUAUACAUACCUACCUAUCGCAGGAAUUAAUCAGCGAGUGACGUCUGUGUGAAUUUAAACAACAUGUUUGAAACAGACAAAUAUCUGCAUGGCCGUCUGCACAUAAACUAUUUGUCCCUUAUAGCAAAAUUUUAUGCUUUGUGCAGACCACUAGAAUAAACCAUAUCGGUUUGAUUCAAAUGGCUUGUUGAACUGUGUACAUUUCUCUAAUCGGAAAGGAAUGUAAGUAGCUGCUUUGCAAUGCGGCUACUUAUAUUUUCAUUUGUAGUCAUCUAUUAUAUUUUUGAGAAAUUCCAGAACAUGAUCAGAUUUCAUCUCGGGAUUUUCACUUUUCUGUUCAUAAGUGUAAUAUGACUUAAUAAAGAGCACGAUUUCUGGUAUAAUGUUGCAUUGCUUUGAUGCUAAAUACACUUUAUCCAUUUUCUAUCAAUCCGACCUGAAAUAUAAAAAAUAAAAUAAAUGAAUCCAACUAUU
Messenger RNA from Mya arenaria, 3176 nucleotides. Its product is annotated as inter-alpha-trypsin inhibitor heavy chain H3-like. NCBI's taxonomy places the organism in Eukaryota, Metazoa, Mollusca, Bivalvia, Myida, Myidae. Gene Ontology annotation, molecular function: serine-type endopeptidase inhibitor activity. Gene Ontology annotation, biological process: hyaluronan metabolic process. The transcript is spliced from 19 exons. The coding region runs from base 95 to 2743 and encodes 882 amino acids. The record is from RefSeq and is a predicted model, not a curated record.